GUGCACAUCACUUGCAUUCGCUAUAAACAUACAUGAAAUUGGCGCCCAUUUCACUCUUUUCUCCCCGCCAAUUCCCUCUCAGCUUCUAAGUUCUAACACAGCCACCACACAGACUCUCAACAACCAUGAACAAGGGCAACGGCAGGAAACGGCCGGCGCAGCAACCACCAGUGUCGCAACAACCUCCAAAGCAACAUGCUGCAGAGCCCGCCAUGGAAGAGGAAGACAUGGACGAGGAUGUAUUCAUUGAAGAAAACCUCAUCGACGAAGAUGAACUCAUUCUCCGCGAUAUGCAGGACCGGGAAGCCCUCGCAACUCGUCUUGAGAAAUGGAAGCGGCCGGCAUUAUCUACAGGGUACCAGUCUCAGUCAGAGAACAUAGUUUUUCAACAAUUGGAGAUUGAUUACGUGAUUGGAGAGAGCCACAAAGGUUUGAUACCUAAUUCAUCUGGUCCUGCUGCUAUCAUCAGAAUAUUUGGUGUAACCAAGGAAGGGAAUAGUGUAUGCUGUAAUGUUCAUGGAUUUGAACCAUACUUCUAUAUUAGCUGCCCUUCUGGAAUGGGCCCUGAUGACAUAUCCCGCUUUCAUCAACUUCUUGAGGGGAGGAUGCGGGAAGUCAACAGGAGCAACAAUGUUCCUAAGUUUAUCCAUCGUAUAGAACUAGUUCAAAAAAAGAGCAUCAUGUACUAUCAGCAACAUAGUUCUCAGCCUUUUCUUAAAAUUGUUGUUACAUUGCCAACCAUGGUUGCUAGUUGCCGAGGCAUUCUUGACAAAGGGAUACAAAUUGAUGGCAUUGGCAUGAAAAGCUUCAUGACAUAUGAAAGUAAUGUUCUUUUUGUUCUUCGGUUCAUGAUCGAUUGCAACAUUGUUGGUGGCAAUUGGAUUGAAGUUCCAGCUCACAAAUACAAGAAGACAAUAAAGAGCCUUUCAUCUUCUCAGUUAGAGUUUGAUUGCCUUUAUUCAGAACUCAUUAGCCAUGCUCCAGAAGGAGAAUUUUCAAAAAUGGCUCCAUUUCGCAUAUUGAGUUUUGACAUCGAGUGUGCUGGUCGAAAGGGUCUUUUCCCUGAGCCUACACAUGAUCCUGUUAUUCAGAUUGCAAAUCUGGUCACACUUCAGGGAGAGGAACAACCAUUUGUGAGAAAUGUCAUGACCCUAAAGUCAUGUUCACCAAUAGUUGGUGUUGAUGUCAUGUCAUUUGACACAGAGAGAGAAGUUUUACUGGCUUGGAGGGAUUUUGUCAGGGAAAUUGAUCCAGAUAUCAUAAUUGGCUAUAACAUUUGCAAAUUCGACUUGCCAUAUCUGAUUCAGAGGGCGGAGACAUUGGGGAUUACUGAGUUUCCAUUAUUGGGGCGCAUCAGAAAUAGCAGGGUUCGUGUGAAAGAUACAACUUUUUCUUCAAGACAGUAUGGUACAAGGGAAAGUAAAGAAGUUACUUUGGAAGGGAGAGUUCAGUUUGAUUUACUUCAGGCUAUGCAAAGAGAUUAUAAGUUAAGCUCAUACUCACUGAAUUCUGUUUCAGCACACUUUCUUAAUGAGCAGAAAGAGGAUGUUCAUCAUUCAAUUAUAUCUGAUCUUCAGAAUGGAAACCCAGAGACAAGACGAAGAUUAGCUGUAUAUUGUCUUAAGGAUGCUUAUCUCCCUCAACGGCUGUUGGACAAGUUGAUGUACAUUUACAAUUAUGUGGAAAUGGCUCGAGUCACGGGUGUUCCAAUAUCAUUUCUCCUUUCUAGAGGACAGAGUAUCAAGGUGCUGUCUCAACUUCUAAGGAAAGCAAAACAAAAGAAUCUCGUGCUUCCUAAUGUGAAACAAGCAGGAUCUGAACAAGGGACAUAUGAAGGUGCAACUGUUUUGGAAGCCAGAGCAGGAUUCUAUGAGAAGCCAAUUGCAACAUUGGAUUUUGCAUCUCUAUAUCCCUCAAUCAUGAUGGCAUAUAACUUAUGCUACUGCACUCUAGUGACUUCUGAAGAUGCCAAGAAGCUCAACCUUCCACCAGAAUGCGUCAAUAAAACUCCAUCGGGUGAAACAUUUGUGAAGUCAGAUUUACAGAAGGGUAUACUUCCUGAGAUUCUUGAAGAACUGUUGGCUGCUCGUAGAAGAGCUAAAGCAGAUUUGAAAGAAGCAAAAGACCCCCUAGUGAAAGCUGUGUUGGAUGGUCGCCAGCUGGCUUUGAAGAUAAGUGCAAAUUCAGUGUAUGGAUUUACAGGGGCUACCAUUGGCCAGUUACCAUGUUUAGAGAUAUCUUCUAGUGUUACAAGCUAUGGGCGACAGAUGAUUGAACAUACAAAAAAACUAGUAGAAGAUAAAUUCACAACACUUGCAGGAUAUGAACAUAAUGCUGAGGUCAUAUAUGGGGAUACAGAUUCAGUCAUGGUACAAUUUGGUGUCCCAACUGUGGAUGAAGCCAUGAAACUGGGUAGAGAAGCUGCUGAUUACAUCAGUGCCACUUUCAUCAAGCCUAUCAAACUUGAGUUUGAAAAGGUUUAUUUCCCAUAUCUACUGAUCAGUAAAAAGAGAUAUGCUGGUCUUUACUGGACAAAUCCAGACAAAUUUGACAAGAUGGAUACAAAAGGUAUUGAAACAGUUAGAAGGGACAACUGUUUGUUAGUAAAAAACCUGGUGACUGAGUGCCUUCAUAAAAUACUAAUAGACAGAGAUGUGCCUGGAGCUGUUCAGUUUGUGAAGGAUACUAUUUCAGAUUUACUUAUGAAUCGCAUGGAUUUGUCUCUUUUGGUUAUUACCAAGGGAUUGACAAAAACAGGAGAGGAUUAUGAAGUUAAGGCAGCACAUGUUGAACUUGCAGAGCGAAUGAGAAAGAGGGAUGCAGCUACUGCUCCAAAUGUAGGUGAUCGUGUGCCAUAUGUGAUUAUUAAAGGUGCCAAAAGUGCCAAGGCGUAUGAGAAGUCAGAGGACCCAAUAUUUGUGUUGGAAAAUAAUAUACCGAUUGAUCAUGGGUACUACCUUGAAAAUCAAAUAAAGAAGCCACUUCUGAGAAUUUUUGAACCCAUUUUGAAGAAUGCUAGCAGUGAACUUUUUCAUGGAAGCCAUACCAGAUCUAUUUCUAUCUCUACACCAUCAAAUAGUGGCAUAAUGAAGUUUGCAAAGAAGCAAUUAAGUUGUCUUGGAUGCAAAGCUAAAAUCAGUGGUACAGAUGAAACACUUUGCUCGCAUUGCAAGGAAAGGGAAGCUGAGUUUUAUUGCAAAAGCGUAGCUAGUGUAUCUGAGUUAGAGAAGCUGUUUGGGAAGCUAUGGACACAGUGCCAGGAGUGCCAAGGGUCUCUUCAUCAAGAUGUUUUAUGCACAAGCCGGGAUUGCCCGAUAUUUUACAGGAGGAAAAAAGCUCAGAAAGACAUGGCAGAAGCCAAAGUCCAAUUAGAACGAUGGAACUUCUGAGGUCUAAAUUACCAUUUUGCCCGCCCUUGGACUCCACCUUCUACUUUUAGUUUAUGGCAAGUAAUCGAAAAAGAUAGUUUUAGUUUAUUAUGUACAUGUGUUUUUUCUGAUAUGGUACCAGAAUAUUUUCUUAAAACUUGUAAUCAACUCUUAAAAAUAACCACUUCUUGUAUUGAAUCACUAGUUGCUACUUUAUCAUUUUACAUAUAUAGCUAAGCUAGCUAGUUGUUCGAAUA
Messenger RNA from Lactuca sativa (garden lettuce), 3625 nucleotides. RefSeq names its product DNA polymerase delta subunit 1. NCBI's taxonomy places the organism in Eukaryota, Viridiplantae, Streptophyta, Magnoliopsida, Asterales, Asteraceae. Gene Ontology annotation, molecular function: nucleotide binding; DNA binding; 3'-5'-DNA exonuclease activity. The record is from RefSeq and is a predicted model, not a curated record. Gene Ontology annotation, biological process: nucleotide-excision repair, DNA gap filling; DNA replication proofreading; base-excision repair, gap-filling. Gene Ontology annotation, cellular component: delta DNA polymerase complex.